AUGGCUGCUCUUUUCGCUGGCUUUCCUGAUACCGUUCCGGUGAGGACGGUGAACAGGCAAUGUUCGUCUGGACUUCAAGCGGUUGCUGACGUGGCUGCGUCUAUCAAGGCUGGAUAUUACAAGAUCGGCAUUGGUGCUGGGUUGGAAUCUAUGACGGUCAACCCCAUGGCCUGGGAAGGAAGCGUCAACCCAAAGGUUGAGAUGAACCAGAAGGCCCAGGACUGCCUUUUGCCUAUGGGGAUCACAUCAGAGAAUGUUGCUGAAAGAUUUGGAGUCAAUCGGAAGGAGCAAGACGAUGUUGCGGUGAUCGCCAUCCCUGCUGCUGUCAGUGCAGCCGGAUUGGAGGUUGACGACAUUGACCUGUUUGAGAUCAACGAGGCAUUCGCUUCCCAGUUCACCUAUUGUGCUCGCAAGCUCGAGCUUGAUGAGGAGAAGAUCAAUGUGAACGGUGGAGCGCUUGCUAUUGGUCAUCCCCUUGGAGCCACAGGAACCGGCAUGGGUGCAGCUGCUGUCUUAGAGCGUGGUGACUAUGUAUGCCCUCUUACCAAUGCCAAGCAUGUGUAA
Messenger RNA from Closterium sp. NIES-65, 564 nucleotides. NCBI's taxonomy places the organism in Eukaryota, Viridiplantae, Streptophyta, Zygnematophyceae, Desmidiales, Closteriaceae. The record is from the annotation of a GenBank genome assembly.